Molecule: messenger RNA, 490 nt
Organism: Cuscuta epithymum
Lineage: Eukaryota; Viridiplantae; Streptophyta; Magnoliopsida; Solanales; Convolvulaceae
Source: the annotation of a GenBank genome assembly
CAAGAAGCAUGGCAUGACACGUGUCCAGAACCCUUCUCACAAUGUGCCCACGACAGGCUACACCCCGACAGCACACGAUUGGGGUAUUGUGAAGCAAGGCGUUCACGAGGUGUAUCAGCUCUUAGCCGACCGUGCGAGUUACGAGGAUUGUCAAAAACGACUACGGCAGAUGGCCCUGGAUGUAGGUGAUGAAGAUAUGCUCCACCAGGGCAUAUUCCACUAUGAAGAUAAGAUGCGGGUGGAAGUGACGAAGAGAAUGAUUCAGAUGAACGUGAAGAUGGGGGUGAGGACUCACAAGCGCCCCCUCAAAUUCUCAACACAGGGUGUCUCAUAUGAUCAACCACCCCCUCAAUUCUCAACGCAUCAAGGUGUCUCAUUUGAUCAACCACCGCCGUAUUAUGAUUCUUAUCAGUGGUCCACACAACCGGAUGAUUAUGUUGAAUCGUUUCUGAAUUCGUCUUUUCACUAUGGAGACACAACGGGGCCUUGG